UCGUAGUGUAAAACUAUUUAGUAUUAUUCGAAAAAUUUGUCCUUUAUUUUUCUCAAAAGCGAUUACAAUGGCACAUAUUAAUUUGAAUGGAAAGCAUCCAGUGGAAGAAGAACGCUUAGUUGACAUGGCAGACUGCGCCUCAACAUCGAAACAAGCGCUUAAAAAGAGCCGUCCGAAUUCAAAGAUAGUGACAAAUACAGGUAUAACGACUGGUGCGCAAAAAGCGGAUCAAAUGCCAGCCGUAAAUGGGCCCCCAGGUCUGGAGAAGCUAGAACCUACUAAAAAACCUAACACUAGAUUGCAAAAACGGUUGCAAAGCCAGCAAUCAAGUAAUGGAGCUCACACAGCUACUGAUCAAUCUUUCUUUUUAAUGCCAACCCCGAUAGAACCUACUAAAAAACCUAACACUAGAUUGCAAAAACGGUUGCAAAGCCAGCAAUCAAGUAAUGGAGCUCACACAGCUACUGAUCAAUCUACCUUUUUAAUGCCAACCCCGAUAGAUCCAAAAGAUAUAAUAGAAACAUCUCAGAGGCUUGACAUGGCAGACUGCGCCUUGAUGAAUAAACCAUCAACAUCGAAACAAGCACUUAGAAAGCGCGGCCCAAAUUCAAAGAUAAUCAUAAAUGCAGGCACAACGACUGCUCCCCAAAAAGCGGAUCCAAUGCCAGCCGUAAAUGGGCCCCCAGAACUGGAGAAGCUAGAACCUACUAAAAAACCUAACACUAGAUUGCAAAAACGGUUGCAAAGCCAGCAAUCAAGUAAUGGAGCUCACACAGCUACUGAUCAAUCUUUCUUUUUAAUGCCAACCCCGAUAGAACCUACUAAAAAACCUAACACUAGAUUGCAAAAACGGUUGCAAAGCCAGCAAUCAAGUAAUGGAGCUCACACAGCUACUGAUCAAUCUUCCUUCUUAAUGUCAACCCCGAUAGAUCCAAGAGUCGUAGAAACUUCCGAGAGGCUUGAGGCUCCAAGCAAACCUAAUACUAGGCUGCAAAAGCGGUUGCAAAGCCAAGGACUCCAACAGCCUCUGCCUUAAGGUUCUACAUCGACAAUAACACAAGACACAUUGAACACAAUAAUUUGCAUUUAAUCAAAAAAGAAAUAUAGAAAUAGAAAAAAGAAAAAUAGCAUGAUACAUAAUUUGUAAACAACAUUUGAUGACGCCAAAACUUGGACGCGUCAUCAUUUCUUUUUUCGGCAACUUUCAUAUACAAUAUUCAGAAUUCAAAAAUAUUUUUGUAAACAAUUCACUUUUGUUGCGAAAAUAAAACAAUAAAAAUAA
Molecule: messenger RNA, 1282 nt
Organism: Drosophila albomicans
Lineage: Eukaryota; Metazoa; Arthropoda; Insecta; Diptera; Drosophilidae
Exons: 4
Coding region: 68-1036 (322 amino acids)
Source: RefSeq, a predicted model, not a curated record